Molecule: messenger RNA, 639 nt
Organism: Scutellospora calospora
Lineage: Eukaryota; Fungi; Glomeromycota; Glomeromycetes; Diversisporales; Gigasporaceae
Source: the annotation of a GenBank genome assembly
ACAGAUAUUUUACAAUCAUUUAUUGACUUAUCAACAAAAGAUGGGUUGGUAGACUUACAAGAAGUAACUGACUAUAUAAUUGAUGUUAUAUUUGCUGCUGUACACUCAACUUCACAAACGAUUACAUUGACUCUUUACGAAUAUGCUGCUCGUCCUGAAUAUUGGAAAGAAUUACUUGAAGAAAAUGAAAUUAUAUCCAAUUCAAUUAAAGAUGGAUAUUUGGAUUCUCAAGAUGUUAACAAUAUGGUUAAGUUAGACAGCUUUAUUAAAGAAACCUUAUCAAAUUGGGUAGCAAUUGUCGGACUUCAACAUAAAACUCUUAAUGACCAUUUCACUUUUUCAAAUGGAUAUCAAGUUCCCAAAGGUAGAAACGUUUAUAUUAAUCUUGCAAAAGUUCAUAACAUUGAUCAAAUGACAAGUACAUUUGAUGGUUUUCGACAUGUUGAAAAAAAUUCCCCGGCCACUAAAUUAGAUAAUGGAUAUUUAGCAUUUGGUCAUGGAAGGCAUGCAUGUCCUGGCAGAUUUUUAGCAAUUCAUGAAAUUAAACUUAUCAUAUAUUUUCUGUUAAGAAAAUAUAAAAUUGAAACUAAGGAUAGAAAUAUUAUUAAACCUGUUUUAGCAGGAUCUUUUAUUAUGCCC